Zingiber officinale is the source of this 474-nucleotide messenger RNA. RefSeq names its product peroxisomal acyl-coenzyme A oxidase 1-like. Gene Ontology annotation, cellular component: peroxisome. Gene Ontology annotation, biological process: lipid homeostasis; long-chain fatty acid metabolic process; fatty acid beta-oxidation using acyl-CoA oxidase. The record is from RefSeq and is a predicted model, not a curated record. The transcript has 3 exons. Gene Ontology annotation, molecular function: FAD binding; acyl-CoA oxidase activity; fatty acid binding. The coding region runs from base 1 to 474 and encodes 157 amino acids. NCBI's taxonomy places the organism in Eukaryota, Viridiplantae, Streptophyta, Magnoliopsida, Zingiberales, Zingiberaceae.
AUGCUGCUGGUGCGAUUGGAGGUGAGAAAUGAGUACGGGUUGGGAGAUCCGGAGCUGUACAAGAAGUCGUUGAGGAAGGAGGAUCCCAAGGCGAUCUUGGAUGGCGUCGUGGUGGCCGGUCUCGUAGGGAUCUUGCGGCAGUUGGGCGAUCUCGCCGAUUUGUUGAUAAUCAUCCACUUUUCUGAUGUUACAGAAGAAGAAGCCUCUGUGUUCCGGAUCUUCAUAGAUGAACCUGGAUAUGGAGAUCUCCACUGGAUGAGGACCUUUUUUCCUAUUUCUCAUAUGUCAGAUAGAACUGAUGAACAAGAGAAGAAGUGGUUACCACUAGCUUAUAAGAUGCAAAUAAUUGGAUGCUAUGCUCAGACAGAACUUGGUCAUGGUUCAAAUGUUCAAGGUCUUGAAACAACAGCGACAUUUGAUCCCAAAACAGAUGAAUUUGUUACUCACAGCCCUACACUUACUUCAAGCAAGUAG